AUGAGCCGAGUACUAUUCGACACCAGGGCCAUGCCCGCCUCCCACAAACACCUCGCCUCCUCCUCGAAAGGCAAGAACAGCGGCUGGACCGAGAAAGUCAAAGAGAAGCAGCAGGUCGAGCAAUCCGAGGAGGAAGAAACAAAUCCUGCAGACAAGAUGUGCCCCAUCUGCCACGAAGAUAUCGGCUCUCCCAACUCCGAAGGCGUCGUCGAGAACUGGAGCGUUCUGCCGUGCGGACACAUGUUCGGGAGCCACUGCAUCAAGCACUACAUCCAGAUGGUGGCCUACGACCGACCGCAAUGCCCCAUCUGCCGACACUCGCUCGUCCACGGCUGCGGCCACCCCGUCCUGCCCGCCCUGUUCGUCACCGAGGGCCGCAACGCCGCCAAGGUCAACCGAGCGACGAUCCGAGCCCUCGUCUUGGGAUCCAUGCAGCACGACUGCCCGUAUUGUGCGGAGAAAAUUGCGAGCGGGCAAAGAGUGGUGGCCGCGAGACACGGCAGGAAACGACAGCAGCAUACGUCGAGGUGGAAGCAUCUGCUGAAGAAGAUCUUUGGUUCACCGCUGGCUAUGGACCGCUGGGGCGAUUCCGAGUACGCGACCGCUCGGUUCCAGACCCGGUUCGAAAGUCGGUUCGACAACUGGAAUGGCGCGAGGGAUUAUGAGUGGGAGUGGUGGUGGGAUAAGCAGGCCUUGACAAGUCUCAGUCGGGCCACUUCUACCAAGCAGAGUAGGGCGGCCUGA
This is a messenger RNA of Sordaria macrospora k-hell, 744 nucleotides long. RefSeq lists its product as uncharacterized. Lineage: Eukaryota; Fungi; Ascomycota; Sordariomycetes; Sordariales; Sordariaceae. The record is from RefSeq and is a predicted model, not a curated record.